Aspergillus ibericus CBS 121593 is the source of this 1687-nucleotide messenger RNA. RefSeq names its product O-methyltransferase. The transcript has 4 exons. Gene Ontology annotation, molecular function: O-methyltransferase activity. The coding region runs from base 60 to 1472 and encodes 470 amino acids. Lineage: Eukaryota; Fungi; Ascomycota; Eurotiomycetes; Eurotiales; Aspergillaceae. The record is from RefSeq and is a predicted model, not a curated record.
UAUAACUCUCCAGCAUUGGCUCACUCCAUGAACAGCACGUUACGUUAGGGUUCCCUACAAUGGCAUGCCGGCUUCUUUCUUCGCGGGGCUUUCCCGCUCGGCUCGCCCCGCUCCGGCCACUUUAUCGGCCUAAAGCAUACUCUCUCGCCUUCAGCACCUCUACCACGGACGGUGUCACGCAGUUACUCCAAAAGGUCCAAGUAACCACCAAGAUCUACCUGGAUUUUAUAAAAGCGCAGGGUCUUCCAGAACCCUUCUACCAGCACGGAGAUGGCCUCCAUCCCGCUCUCGCACUUCCUCCACAGGUACAGGAGGCGAAGGAGGGGGCGAUUGAGGCGACCUACGAGCUCCAUCACCUGCUUCUCGGUCCACUAGGGCUUCUAUUUAGCUGCCCUGGAGAGCAAUUGCUGCUUCUGAGCUUACAAUACAUCUACCGCUAUCAAAUCGCCACAUAUGUGCCUGUGGACGGCACCAUCACCUUCGAAGAGCUGUCCAUGGCAACGAACCUCAAUACCAAAGACCUCACCCGCUUCUUGCGUGUAGCCAUCAGCCGUCAUGUCUUUCAUGAGCCCACGAAAGGGGUUAUCGCACAUACCGCUGCAUCCAGGCUUCUCCUCAACAACCCCAUGGUCGAAGCCUGGCUUCAGAACAUUGCCCAGGAGUUCUGGCCCGCCUUUACACGUACUGUCGAGGCAACAGAAAAGUGGCCCGGAUCCGAAGAGCCGAAUGAAACCGGUUACGCACUCGCCCAUGGCACGAGCUCGCAUCCAUUCGACGAGAUCCGCAAAGACCCGCACCGUCACCAACAAUUCAUCACCGCCAUGCGGUUCUCCCACCUCCAUCCAGCUUACCAUCUCUCCCACCUUCUGAAUAACUACAACUUCGACCGCAGCAGCAGCAGCAGCAGCAGCAGCAGCAGCAGCAGCGCUACCACCACGAUCGUCGAUGUCGGCGGCUCCAACGGCGAAGUCAGUAUCGAGAUCGCCUCCCGAUACCCCCACGUCCACUGCAUUGUGCAAGACCUCCCCGACACCAUCGCCGGGUUAGCCACCAACGUCCCGUCCACACUCGCCGCGCGGGUAACAGGCAUGGCGCACGACUUCCUAACCCCCCAGCCCGUUCACGGGGCGGAUGUCUAUCUCCUGCGCUGGAUCCUACACGACUGGUCGGAUAAAUACGCCGUACAAAUUCUCCGGAACCUAACCCCGGCCUUGAAGAAAGGUGCUCGGGUAGUAGUCAAUGAUAUUUGCAUUCCCGAACCGGGUCAGUUAGGCCCCAAGGCGGAACGGGAUCUCCGAUACAUGGAUAUCUCCAUGAAGGCCUUCAACAAUGCCCGCGAACGAGACGUCGAGACAUGGGAGGGUCUAUUCGCUACAGCGGACCCCCGGUUUCGCUUCCGGGGUGUCACGGUGCCUCCUGGGGCACGAAUGGCGAUUAUUGAGGCGGAAUGGAUGGGGGAAGAAGUCUGCUAAAAACCGAGGGGGGGUCGGAAUGUGUUUGCUAGUAGUAGGGAACUAAAUCGUUGCGUAGUAUUGUUGCUUGGUUCCUUUUUGCUUCUUUUUUUCUUUCUUUUUUUUGUUCUUUUUUUUGUUCUUUUUGUAGCAUGUGGACAGUCUCAUUGUAUGGUGGUAUUGCACGGGGUUGAUGGGGACAAUUACAACUAUGUAUGGGAGAAAUGCCGUAUUUC